AUGCAUCAGCAGUCCCGCCACCCCCCGCGGGUCUCAUCACCCGCUUCUUCCCCCCAGACAAACCCUGCGCGGACAAAUAACCCGAGGGAUCGCGUCCGAUCUGGUUCGGCCGCCACGGGCCUCGAUGGCGGCAGCAGGCCUGAGAGCACCGAGAGCCCCGGCUCCACCCCGAGCAGGGACUCGAUCAAGAAACUGGACCAGAUCAUCUCGAACUUCUAUGCCAAGACCGCCGUCAUCAUUCUCCAGUCCCGGCUCGACACGACGCCCGUUGAAGGGAAGAAGGCGGACCGCUGGGUGAGCAGAUUUUCUGAGAAACGCAAUCCCCUCCCUUUGGCAAACAAAAAGUUCGGACUCGAUACGGAUGAAAUCGAAGAGUUUAGAGAUGAGCUCCGGUUGUAUAAGCAGUCGGGGAGCUUCGAAAAUCGCCCUCCGCCCAUGAUCAUCGAGACGUAUAUCGACGCCUCCCGACUGACCAGCAGUCAGAGCUUGGUUGUCGUGGACGAAAACGGCAAGAGAUGGGAUGUGCUCGAGGCGCUGAACUCGUCAGAGUCGUCCGACGACAGCCCCAGGCGCAGCCACGCCCAGAGGCGCAACACCGAGGUGAUACUCGAAAGGUGGAGGCUCGAGCUCAAGUGCCUGCCCGACGUCCCGCGAGACGAGUUCGGCCCUGCUCUGCCCACCGUCUACAAGAGGAGCAUCGUCUUCAUCCGGUCGCUCUUCGUCAUGACCCGCAUGAUGCCGUGCUGGAAGUACUCGCAACAGGCGCUGGCGAAAGGGAUCCAUCCGGCGCUCGAGGUCAAGUGCAGGAUCCUGAGCGCCGAGACCGAGUACCUCACCUACGACCCCUUGCGGCAGCCUCUCCACGACGGGAGGGACGCCGUGACGGAGUACGUCUUUACCGACCUGGAGGUGCCCGUGGGCCGCUUCUAUGCCUCCGUCACGUACCGCAACGACUGCAACUUUCGGGUCGAGGACGCCGAAUCGCUGCUCAGCUCCCGGUUCAUGGGAGUGGAUGAGAACUACUUCAGGCCGUCUCUGCCACCAAGGCGAGCAGAAAACGGAAGGCCGGAUGCAUACGCAGAACCGGGCUCUUUGCCGUCGCAACGCCAGGGCCGCGGAUACCAGGAGGCGCAACAAACGUACGGCAGCUUGUCGACCUUUCACGGUCCGGGCCCUUUGGGGACGAGCCCGAUCUCCGCGCUCAGGUCGGUGCGCCCCAUCGGCUCCGAUACCAGCUCCCCCUCGGACUCCCCGUCCGGGAGCCUUGGACCGCCCGACCCCCCGCAUUCGUUGCCGAUCCGCGGGGCCUCAGCUCGCCCCAUGCCAAGACCCCACGACGCAGGCAGUCGGCGGCCGUCUGUGUCCUUCCAGCCGUUCAAGGCCGGCUCGCUCUCCGGGUCUCCCAGGAUCGGCGACCAGGAGACGCCGUCGUCCCCGCAGUCCCUUACCCGCCCGGGCCUCGCCGGGCCGUCGCGCACGGGAAAUAAUCGGUCCUCACUCACUAUGGGAUCCGCAGCCUCGUUGCGCGGCGGACCUCCCGCGGCCCAGGACGUGCCACCUCUCUCGGCCUCGCCUCGACCCCCCAGCCGCUACAGCAGCAGCUUCACGCAUCGCCGGAGUCGGCCGUCAUUUGGCGGGCAGAGCAAAGCCGACGACGACCAAGCCAGCAGCGGGAAGCAGAGCCUCUCAUCUUCGGCGCAGCCGGGCUCCGGUCUGCUCGCCGAGGCUGGUGCCAUCGCCAGCUCGGGGUCGUUCGCCGCGGACGACGAUAACAUCUCGGACUUUCUCAAGGCUCUCGACAGCAAGAAGACGCUCAAGAGCUUCGAGCCAAACAAGAGGGGCGAGUCCCUGGCCUCCAAGCGCACGGCGGCCCAGCUCUCGAGGUUUCAGCAGAUGCGCGAGACCAACAACGUCCUCACCGAUUCCAUGACCUCCUCAAUUCAGCUACAUCGCUCGUCGAGCUCGUCAAGCCGUCAGCUGGCAAACGUUCCGGGCAUGGUCAACCCGGCAUCCAUGUCCGUCUCGUCAUCUCCAGGAAAACCCAUGUCGCCUCACACGCCCCACACGCCGGCCAUACCAUCCCGGCUCAGCGAGAACUCCAUCAUCGAUUACCAAUCCGAAGACCGGCCGCGUCCGGGCCGGAACCGCUCCGACACCACCACUCCCGGCGACCUCACCCUCGAGGAGGGGGACGACGAUGGCGAGACGCCGAUGGUUACCCAGCAGGACACUUCGGAGAGAACAAGACCGUCUCCGUCCUCCAUUACUGACACUACCACUACCACUACCACCACUGCCGCCACCAACACCGCCACCGCCGCCGCCGCCGCUGCUGCUGCUGCCACCAAAACCACAACCACAACCACGACAUCUACAGGCACGACAGCAAUUGACAUACCCUUGUCCCCGCGCCUUCACCACCACAGCAAUAACCACGCCAUCGCCGCCAUUCGCCGCCCCAGCUCCGCCGCCCACCCCCACCACCAACAACAACAUCAACGCCUCCACCAACAAGGGCACCGCUCCCUCGCCGGC
Thermothelomyces thermophilus ATCC 42464 is the source of this 2535-nucleotide messenger RNA. RefSeq lists its product as uncharacterized. The record is from RefSeq and is a predicted model, not a curated record. The transcript has 3 exons. Lineage: Eukaryota; Fungi; Ascomycota; Sordariomycetes; Sordariales; Chaetomiaceae. The annotation marks the transcript as partial. Gene Ontology annotation, cellular component: Atg1/ULK1 kinase complex; extrinsic component of membrane; phagophore assembly site. Gene Ontology annotation, biological process: protein localization to phagophore assembly site; autophagosome assembly; piecemeal microautophagy of the nucleus.